Messenger RNA from Mycena citricolor, 351 nucleotides. The record is from the annotation of a GenBank genome assembly. Lineage: Eukaryota; Fungi; Basidiomycota; Agaricomycetes; Agaricales; Mycenaceae.
GCCACCGUCUCGGUGCAGAGGCGCGAGUUCAAACCUCGCCGGAGUCCAGAUCACUUCAUAUUUCAUUAUGUUUUUCUCGACAACGCAUGGAUGCAUUGAAUGGGCUAAGUGUCAAGCCGUUGAGCUGCCGCCGACCAAACAACAUAUUCCACACAUCAUAACACGUGUAGGAUGCACAUUGGCUCUCUUUCAACUUACAAAUUUGAUAAGUUCCGCGACUGACUUAUCACUAGUUUGAUGUAUGCACCAUGACCUGACUCCAGCCACUGAUUUUUGGCCGUCUACUGUCAUUUUCACUGUCUUGACUAAGCGCGGUCGACGGUAAGGGCUGCCGGCCCACUGAGAGAUCGG